Molecule: messenger RNA, 3063 nt
Organism: Diorhabda carinulata
Lineage: Eukaryota; Metazoa; Arthropoda; Insecta; Coleoptera; Chrysomelidae
Product: beta-1,4-mannosyl-glycoprotein 4-beta-N-acetylglucosaminyltransferase
Exons: 3
Coding region: 438-1682 (414 amino acids)
Biological process (GO): N-acetylglucosamine metabolic process; protein N-linked glycosylation
Cellular component (GO): membrane
Molecular function (GO): beta-1,4-mannosylglycoprotein 4-beta-N-acetylglucosaminyltransferase activity
Source: RefSeq, a predicted model, not a curated record
GAUUCCGUAUCAAUUGGCCAAUCAAAAGCGAUUUUUGUUUAAAUAAUUUGCUCUUGGCUAAUUUUCUUAGUGAAAUUUUUGCCAAAUUAGUUUUAUUAAAUGAAAUUAUCGCUUGUACCAAUACUCAAACACUAUUCUCUAAUUUAUAAAGCGAAGUAAAGUGUAGUAGUUACGUUUAAAAUAACGUCGCCGAAAUUUGCCUGUCAUUUCAAUAUUGACAUUUAGAAAUUUACGAAUGUUUACCUCCUGCCGAAAAUGAGAACUUGAAUUCAAAACCACCAACGGGGUGUUUCCCAACACAGUAUACAUCGUACAUCAUCUUAAUUAUGAACGUUACUAAGAAAGUAAUAGAAAAAUAUUCGAAAUUCCAACUUAUAACGAAUGUUUCGGUAUAAAUAACAACAAAAUUCAAGGUUAUGUAGCGGUUCAAAAAAUAAAUGUAUAUCUUUCGUUUAAACCUUAAAAAAAUAUCCUUAUGGAUACUAAUACUAUGUCAGAUGUUCCUAGUAUUGGUUUAUUUCUAUACGCAACUUAGACCUAAUCAACAAACCCCAAAAAAUGGUGUAAAAUUUGUAAAAAACGAAGACUACUUUACAGAUUCUCAGACGACAUAUCAUACGUUGAAAAGCAAUAUCAUACUCAAAACUGUGAGUACCAGAGAAAGUUAUAUUGAUUUUAACUCUAGUUUAUGUUUUAAAAAUGGUACAGAUUUAGAAUCAAUGAAAAUAUCUAGAGGGAUAAAUUGGAAAUGUACUUGCCUUCCUGGGUGGCACGGUAAUGAUUGUGGGUUACCAGAAGUGAUAUGGAGAGCUGUUUUAACAAGUAAAAAACCUUAUAAAAUUAAAGGGCCUAGAACAUUUGAAAGGAGAUUAAUUUACCUUUUUAAAGUUGAUAAAUUUUCAGAAUAUAUAGCUGAUUUGAGAAUUAAUGAUUUAGGUGCAAUAGUUGAUCUUUUUAUAUUAUAUGAAGACGAAAAUUCGAGCUUUUUGCAACAUAAAUUAGACAACAAAUUCUGUAAAGAACAUCAGCACAAAAUUCUCUACGUUCAAGAUGAUAUUGAAAAUUUAUGGAAAAAAGUUAAAAAUUAUCUAAGGAAUAUUAGAAAUGAUGAUAUAAUACUCUCAAGUGACCUGUAUGAAUUGCCAAAUAAAGAAGCUUUAAAUUUCUUAAAAUUCCAUGAUAACUGGCCACAGCCUAUUAAAUUUAGAUAUCGGUGGUCAGUGUUUGGGUUCUUUUGGAAACAUCCUGAAAAAACUAUAAGUGGAGGAGGUGCCUGUACAGUUUCUUUUCUAAAAGAAUCAUUUAAUAAUAAAAUUGCUUUUCUAACAGAUAACAAGACACUUUUUAGUCCUGCUUAUAAAGGUCUGAUGUUGGGAGAUCUGAAUCACUAUGGGGGAUGGUACUGUGAAUACUGCAACGAUCCUGCCAAUAUAGUGGAAUUUUUAUCGACUAAACCGAAAAAUGUGAUAAAUUGGGAUAAAAUAGAUCACCAAAAAAUAGAUAGUAGUUAUAUAGAAGACCUAAUUGAGAACGGGGUGUAUAUAGAUGGUAAAACAGCUCUUACCAGAGCACACAUGUAUCAUGACAAUUAUUUCGCACCGAAAUUUGUUCUAGAACAUAAUUGGAAAUACGACUUUUUGGUCAUAAAUUUUUACUCAAAAGCAGAUUAUUACGAUAUAUGAUAUCUUCCUUUAUAUUUCUGUUCAGUUCAUUAUGUGAUUUAUAAAAGCAACUUGAAGAGCGAAUUAUCAACAACUUCUUAUCUCUUCUUUCAUAUUCAAUUGAUUAUAUUGAAUAUGUAUACUUUGAGUAACUUUUCAUAUUGUAUUGACCAAAUUUUUAUGUUUCUUUCCACAAUUAUAACUCCCAAGGUAAAUACUGUUUGAUUGUUUUAUUUAAAUAUAAGAUUAUUAAUUUUUUUUUGUUUGAGAGGCAAUUUUAGUACUUGAUUUUUUAUAGAAACUUAGUUUGUGUUUUAAUGUUACAAAUAAUGUUGAAAAAAAAUAUUUUUAUGAGUUAGAAAACGUUUUUGGCGAUAGAUAUUAUAUAUAUACAUAUUUACACUACAGGACUUAUUUAUCUCAUCGGUCUUUAAUGAUUUCACAAUUUUUAUUUUUGCUUUCCAAUUCGGUCCUACUUCUCUAAUAACAUUCAAAACUGCAUCCAAAUAUUUUUUCCAUAGUUCUCUAUCUUCAAUUACCCUUUCUGCAAAUUUAUUUCCCGGCAUCCUUUUAGUAUGCCCCAACCAGUUUUUCAUUAAUUCUUCCUAUUCAAAGUCCUUUACUUGUUUUUAUACCCCAAAAACUUUUUCCUUAAUAACUUCCUUUCUCAUAUAACCAAUUUUCUGUUCAAAUGUUCAUACCAUCAGCAUCUCUCUUACAUGAUUCUUCAGUUCAAUGAGAUCUUUACAUUUUUAGUCAAACAUGUUCUAUUCCUUCCCCUUUAUUUUUCAUUUAUCGUUUCACUUGUAACUGAAACUUUGAACUUUCCCAUAUUUUUUCAAUAUUCCUAAUUUCUUCUAGUUCUCUUCAAGUAUUUGUUUUUGAUGAUUAGUAUCAUCCUUGAGUUUUCGAUUGUUUCAUUUGGGUUGUUUUAUUCUUACCAUUGACCUAGCUUUAGAUAAUUUAUCAGAGAUAAUGAUCGGAGUCACAAUUAGGACCUCUUUGGACUCUAAUGUUGGUUAUAGACGUAAAAUGUCUAACUGAUUAACUUUAUCCCAUUCAGGUUAUUUUACAGGUACCAAGGUGUUUUCUCCUAUGUUGGAAAGGUGUGUUCAGUUCAUCAUGGCAUUACGAAAAAAGUGAAGAUAUAAGCUUUAAUACAGAACAAACUCUAAUAAUUAUAUCCACCUACCAAAUUUACUUUAUAUAUAUUUAUAUAUAUCGAAUGCUUUCUCGUUGCUUACAUUAAUGCCUACUGCAGAUAACAUGGAGAUUUUUGUGAUAUUUACAAACUAACAAUCCAGUGUGCAGUGUACACUGAUUUCGCCAAAUAUUUACUAAUAAUUGUUAAUUUUAUUUUGUUUGUAAUUAUACGCCAGGUGAAUAAACAAAAUUAUAUCAA